AUGUCGUACCGACGAGUAGACGCAUCAGACCCACGCCGGCCAGAGCAGAUGCGACCCUUGGUGCUGCCAAAGUCGUGGAAUCCCGACGAUCUCGAUGUCUAUGCCUCUUUCUUGGGCAGUGUCUCGAUGAUGUCCGGUGCAGCAAUGCUCACUCGUGCGCCUUACAUUGCCUAUGCCGGUUUGGUAUUUGCCUGCGCCCACAUCGCACACGACAAGCCAUUUAAGUCGAACAGAACAAAGGAAGUGUCGACGGGUGGCCCUUGGAUGUCGCUUUUAUUUUCAUUCCUAGCUCUUCUUGCGUUGAUUCUGCCAAAGCUCUCGAAGGAUGACCCUCUCGGGCUCACACGACAGCCACGCUAA
Molecule: messenger RNA, 360 nt
Organism: Mycosarcoma maydis (corn smut)
Lineage: Eukaryota; Fungi; Basidiomycota; Ustilaginomycetes; Ustilaginales
Product: a1-mating type protein Rba1
Exons: 3
Coding region: 1-360 (119 amino acids)
Biological process (GO): protein insertion into ER membrane
Cellular component (GO): endoplasmic reticulum membrane
Molecular function (GO): protein folding chaperone
Source: RefSeq, a predicted model, not a curated record